AUGUACGCCGUCCUCUACCUACGCAUGAAGAAAAGCCAGGAAGUCGAAAAUUCCGUGGUUUAUUCGGCCAAACUGCUCAUGUUCCAACUAUUCCCGGUCUAUUCCAUCAAUAUCGUAGGUUCGAUUCCCGUCGAGGGCGACCAUUUUUUUGCAGAUAAACCUUCUGAGAAUCUGCAUCACUUUGAGCAUAUGUAAAGGGGGCUCUUUGGCGACACACACUCCGUUUUAUAUGAAAGUGUCAACGUCUUUGUUAUAUUUCGCCUUGAUGCCGAUUUCCUACUUGAUCGACCGGGAAAAAGUCAGAGUGAUCCAGAAAAUUUUCUGCUGUCGUGAGGGUGGUCUUGGACGGAUCUCGUCUAUUAUUUGAAGUUUUAUUCAAUAAAUAUUAAUUGUAAAAUGAAUAAACUGAUGAUGAUGAUGAAUACAUUUAUUUCUGGAGAAAAGGGCAAAAAAAUGGUGAAUAAUGGUGGAAACUGCGCUUGAAGGAUAAUGUUGGUGGAAAAUGCGCUCCAAGGCAGGCUUGUGCGAGGGCCGGCCCGUCGCCCUCCCGGCCCCCCCGACCAUUUCGUAAGCCCGGCCUUAGCGGGCCUCAAGAAAAAAAUGGCCCGCCCGGCCCAAAACGCGCAAUUUUUUUCUAGCCGAAGAUCAAGUUUUUUUACGACAAAAAAAUAGGUUUUUGCUCAUUUUUUUCACUCAAAUUUUAACAAAAACCAUGAUUUCAAAAAGUAAAAAGUAACAUUUCAUUGAAAAAUUUUUUUAAAUAAAGUUUUAAAUUUUUUUGAAGCCCAGCCCGGCCCGAGCCCACGCGGGCUUUUUUUCCUGAAAAAUAAGGCCCAAAGUCCGGGCCGCCCGGCCUGA
Caenorhabditis auriculariae is the source of this 858-nucleotide messenger RNA. The record is from the annotation of a GenBank genome assembly. Lineage: Eukaryota; Metazoa; Nematoda; Chromadorea; Rhabditida; Rhabditidae.